GAGCGAGCCCCCGGCCGCCGCGCCCUCCAGCCGCGCCAACCGCCGACCAACCGCCACCGAGGUGCCCGAGGGACAGCGGAGGAGGCGGCAUGAGCGAGGCGGGCGAGGCCACCAGCACCACCAGCACCGCCGCCGCCGCUCCCAGCAGCAGCGCCCCCAUCACCACCGCCGCCGCCCUCCCGCAGGCUCCGGCGGAGGCGGCCCCCCAGGACCCUGCGCCUAAGAGCCCGGCGAGCGGCGCCGCGCCCCCGGCCCCUGCCCGGGCCGCCCUGGUCGCGGGCAACCCCGGUGGGGACGCGGCCCCGGGCACCGCGGCCCCAGCCUCUUCGGCCGCCGUGGGCAGCGAGGACGCGGAGAAGAAAGUUCUCGCCACCAAAGUCCUUGGCACUGUUAAAUGGUUCAACGUCAGAAAUGGAUAUGGAUUUAUAAAUCGAAAUGACACCAAAGAAGAUGUCUUUGUACAUCAGACUGCCAUCAAGAAAAAUAACCCACGGAAAUACCUGCGCAGUGUAGGAGAUGGAGAAACCGUAGAGUUUGAUGUGGUUGAAGGAGAGAAGGGUGCAGAAGCAGCCAAUGUAACCGGCCCGGAUGGCGUUCCAGUGGAAGGGAGCCGAUAUGCUGCUGACCGGCGUCGCUACAGACGCGGCUACUACGGCAGGCGCCGUGGACCGCCCCGCAGUUACGCUGGGGAGGAGGAGGAGGAAGGGAGCGGCAGCAGUGAAGGACUGGAGGCCCCCGCCGCUGCCGGGCAGUUCUCUGGGGCCCGGAGUCAGCCGCGCCGCCCCCAGUACCGCCCCCAGUACCGGCGGCGCUUCCCGCCUUACCACGUGGGACAGACCUUUGACCGCCGCUCCCGGGUCUUCCCCCAUCCCAGCAGAAUGCAGGCCGGUGAGAUUGGUGAGAUGAAGGAUGGGGUCCCAGAAGGAGCGCAACUUCAGGGACCAGUCCAUCGGAAUCCAACUUACCGCGCAAGGUACCGGAGGGGCCCUCCUCGCCCACGACCUGCCCCAGCUGUUGGAGAGGCUGAAGAUAAGGAGAAUCAACAAGCGGCCAAUGGUCCAAACCAGCCACCUGCUCGCCGUGGAUACCAGCGCCCCUAUAACUAUCGGCGUCGCCCCCGUCCCCCUAACGCUCCUUCACAGGAUGGCAAAGAGACCAAGGCAGGUGAAGCACCAUCUGAGAACCCUGCUCCGGCUCCCGAGCAGAGCAGUGCAGAGUAACAGCCGGCUCCCCAGGCACCUUCACCAUCCGCAGGUGACUUAAUUAAUGACCGUUCAAAAAAUAAAGCAAAAAGCAGACCACGAACGACCUUAUGAACACCAAAGAAACGUCCAAGCAAUAAAGUGGAAGAUUAAUAACCAAGAUGUGGACAUUAAAAUGUUUACUACACUUCUUUACAAAACAGACAACUACACAAGGAAAGUGUCAGCCAUUUUUUCCAGCAGCUGAGAUCCUGGGAAUGCCUGCACAUAACAAGAGAGCGACCUCCCUAGUUUCAGCAACCACUAGUUUAUAUUUUUUUCCUGGUUUUACUGUUUUGGUAAUAUGAAUUGAAAGAAGAAUUAUUAAUACCGCAUGGGGAGACACCCCCCCCAACCAAAGAAAUCUGAAAUAUAUAGUAAAUGCUUUUUUUUCCCUUUUCUGUUCAUUUUGGAUGCUGGUGCUAAACUUCCAAGUGUCAUGAUUUAAAAAAGAAAUUUUAUUCCCUUCUUAUUUAUUUCUAGGAUAAGGGGAGGGUAACAUUUUGCUUUCUUAUGUAACUCUCUUUGAAAAUGUGCAGUACGAAGUUCCGCAAAAAUAAAAUUUUUACCCUUGAAGGAUAUAUAA
Messenger RNA from Dama dama (fallow deer), 1827 nucleotides. It is a transcript of the gene YBX3, whose product is annotated as Y-box binding protein 3. The transcript is spliced from 10 exons. Gene Ontology annotation, biological process: regulation of gene expression. Bases 90 to 1220 code for a protein of 376 amino acids. The record is from RefSeq and is a predicted model, not a curated record. Lineage: Eukaryota; Metazoa; Chordata; Mammalia; Artiodactyla; Cervidae. Gene Ontology annotation, cellular component: nucleus. Gene Ontology annotation, molecular function: nucleic acid binding.